Molecule: messenger RNA, 1498 nt
Organism: Aethina tumida (small hive beetle)
Lineage: Eukaryota; Metazoa; Arthropoda; Insecta; Coleoptera; Nitidulidae
Gene: Mfap1
Product: microfibrillar-associated protein 1
Exons: 4
Coding region: 102-1436 (444 amino acids)
Biological process (GO): mRNA splicing, via spliceosome
Cellular component (GO): U2-type spliceosomal complex
Molecular function (GO): RNA binding
Source: RefSeq, a predicted model, not a curated record
AAAUGUCAUAACAAAACCUUAACCUUAUAUUCUUCUCAGUUGUUUGUUUAAAGGAAUAUUAAACUUUACAAUAUAUAGAAGAUUAUUAAACACAGUUAAACAUGAUGAAUCCUACGUUAAGUUAUGCGAUUCAAAGUACGGCAGGUGCAGUGCCUGUUAGAAAUGAAAAGGGAGAGUUGUCUAUGCAAAAAGUUAAAGUGCACAGAUAUGUCUCCGGUAAACGACCAGAUUAUGCCCAGGAAUUACGAUCGGACAGCGAGAGUGAUGAUGAUGAUUUUUUGGAAAAACGAAAUCAGCCACAACCUCCAUCGCCAGAGCCAGUGAAAAGUGAAGAUGAGUUGAAUGAUCCUAGGUUACGACGUUUAAAAAUUGCUGAAGUUAAUACUGAAGUAAGGCCAGAGAGGCGCAGGCAUAUAUUGGAACCAGAAGUUAUGGAAUCAUCUGAUGAAGAACAACCAGAGGAAGAAGAAAUAAAUUUACCAGAACAUAAACACACUCUUGAAGCUGGACCUGAUGAUGAUGAAUCAGAAGUUGAGUUAAGUGAUGAAGAAAUUGAGAAAAGAAGAGAGAUGUUAAGGAAGCGAAUGUUGACCAAACAAGAUGAUGAAUUUCUUGUAAAAGAAGAUGAAAAGUCUGAAUCAGAUUCAGAUGAAUCAGCUGAAUAUGAAGAAUAUACAGAUUCAGAAGAAGAGACAGGUCCUAGAUUAAAGCCAAUAUUUGUUCGUAAACGUGACAGAAUUACAAUACUGGAGAAAGAGAAAGAAGCACAAAAACAGAAACAACUAGAAGUGGAAGCUCAAAGAAAUGCAGAAGAAAGAAGACGUCAAACGUUAAGAUUAGUAGAAGAGACCAUCAGAAAAGAACAACAAGCCAUUGCAAAAGAUAAAAAUGAACCACAUAUUAAUGAUAUUUGUACAGAUGAUGAAAAUGAUGAAGUUGAAUAUGAAGCCUGGAAACUUCGUGAAUUAAAAAGAAUAAAGCGAGAUAGGGAGGAAAGAGAAGCAAUAGAGAAAGAAAAAUUAGAAAUUGAGAGAUUAAGAAAUAUGACUGAAGAAGAAAGAAGAUUACAGUUGCGUCUUAAUCCAAAGGUCAUUACUAACAAAGCUGCAAAAGGAAAGUACAAAUUCUUACAAAAGUAUUAUCACAGAGGUGCUUUCUAUCUUGACAAGGAGGAAGACAUUUACAAACAGGACUUUGCUCAGGCAACAUUGGAAGAUCACUUCGACAAAACUAUUCUUCCUAAAGUUAUGCAGGUGAAGAACUUUGGUCGGUCGGGGAGAACAAAAUACACUCAUCUGGUUGAUCAAGAUACAACUCAGUUUGAUAGUCCAUGGUCUAAUGAAACAGCACAAAAUGUAAAAUUCCAUUCCAGUCAAGCAGGUGGCACUAAACAAGUUUUUACAAAACCAUCUUUAAAAAAAAGGAAACUUCAGUAAUUUUAUUGAUAGUGUACUUUUUUUAAAUUAUAUAUAUUCAAUAAACAACAUUUUUUUAUUCA